AUGGAAAAAGGUACCAACGAUCAUAAGCAGGACCCGGAUGGUCCACCAUCUUACGAAGAAACCAUGAGACAGGAUGCUCUCAGGACGGAGAACACAGGUCAUACUCAUAAACCCAAGAGGACCAGUAGGAAGGGGUACCCAGGUGGUGAACAUUUAACUUACCACGGCGCCAAGAAGGGCAAAUAA
Messenger RNA from Torulaspora delbrueckii, 186 nucleotides. RefSeq names its product Cmi8p (gene CMI8). The record is from RefSeq and is a predicted model, not a curated record. The transcript has a single exon. Bases 1 to 186 code for a protein of 61 amino acids. Lineage: Eukaryota; Fungi; Ascomycota; Saccharomycetes; Saccharomycetales; Saccharomycetaceae.